This is a messenger RNA of Xyrauchen texanus (razorback sucker), 2903 nucleotides long. RefSeq names its product probable inactive glycosyltransferase 25 family member 3. The record is from RefSeq and is a predicted model, not a curated record. Bases 150 to 1925 code for a protein of 591 amino acids. Lineage: Eukaryota; Metazoa; Chordata; Actinopteri; Cypriniformes; Catostomidae. The transcript is spliced from 12 exons.
GCACACGCUGGCUCCUCCGGGAGGGGGAAAGAACGGAGACUUUAGGGGGAGUGUGAAAUUUAGGGAAGAUCCCUCUUUCCCUAAACUGCUGACGCGGAUGGGGUCUGUAUGCGCGACGACGCCACUGACAAUCGAAAUCCAAUCCAACCAUGUUGUCUUGGAUUAUAAAUAUUUUGACUAUUCUUGCGGUAGCACAAUGUUUCUUUACAGAGGAAAAUUAUACCGAAGAGAAACAGAUGCAGCCGCCCACGGUCGUAAUAGCUAUAAUCGCACGUAACGCCGCUCAUUCUUUACCUUACUACCUCGGAGCUCUAGAGAGGCUAACCUAUCCCAAAGAUCGCAUCUCUAUCUGGGCAGCGACAGACCACAACAUUGACAACACAACAGCAAUCCUGCGAGAAUGGCUCACCAUCAUGCAAACCCAAUAUCACUUUGUAGAGUGGAGACCAGUGGAUAAACCCAUGGCCUAUGCAGGUGAGCUGGGGCCCAAGCACUGGACAAACAGCCGCUAUGAAUAUAUUAUGAAGCUCAAACAGGCAGUGCUGAACUUCGCCAAGAAACGCUGUGCUGACUACAUUCUGUAUUCAGACACCGAUAAUAUCUUGACCAACCCUGACACACUGCACCUCCUCAUGGCAGAGAAUAAGUCUGUUAUCGCCCCCAUGCUGGACUCACAAUCAGCAUAUUCCAACUACUGGUGUGGCAUCACCCCACAGGGUUACUACCGUCGUACCGCUGAAUAUUUUCCAAUAAAACAGCGCCAGAAACUGGGCUGCUACCCUGUGCCGAUGGUUCACUCCACUGUUCUGCUGGAUCUCCGCAAAGAGGGCACCAAGAAAUUGGCCUUCCACCCUCCUCACAAAGACUACUCUUGGCCCUUUGACGACAUCAUUGUUUUUGCCUUCUCUUGCAGAAUAUCCGAUGUUCAGAUGUACCUGUGCAACAAAAAGCGUUAUGGUUAUCUGAACAUACCUGCAAAGCCUCAUCAGACCAUGGAGGACGAUCAAAUACAUUUUGUCCACCUGUACCUGGAAUCUUUGAUCAAUGGGCCGCCCAUGUACGUCUCUCGCCAUGUUCAUGUUCCUCCCAAAAAGUCAGACCUCAUGAAAUUUGAUGAGAUUUACUUGAUAAACCUGCGCAGGCGUCCAGCCCGAAGGGAUAGGAUGUUGUGGUCGCUGUAUGAGCUAGAGAUUGAUGCUAAAGUAGUGGAUGCUGUAGAUGGGGCAGCUCUGAACAGCAGCGAUAUAAAAAUUCUAGGCGUUGAUCUCUUACCUGGUUACUACGACCCCUUCUCUGGCCGCACUCUGACCAAGGGAGAGGUGGGCUGCUUCCUGAGCCACUACUAUAUCUGGAAAGAGAUGGUAGACAUGCAGCUUGACAAGGCGCUGAUUUUUGAGGAUGAUGUACGUUUUCAAGCCAACUUCAAGCGACGGCUGAUGCGAGUAAUGGAGGAAGUGGAGCAGGUGGAGCUGGACUGGGACAUCAUAUACCUUGGCAGGAAGCAGGUUAACCCUGGAGAGGAGGUUGCAGUGGAAAAUGUGAGGAAUCUAGUGCACGCUGAUUACUCAUUCUGGACUCUGUCUUACGCCAUCAGUCUCCAGGGAGCUCAGAAGUUGCUUAACGCUGAACCACUAUCCAAGAUGCUUCCAGUGGAUGAGUUUCUUCCCAUCAUGUAUGACAAGCACCCCAAUGAGGACUACAAAUCCCACUUCCCCAACCGGAAUCUGAUGGCAUAUUCCACAAACCCCCUUCUGGUUCAGCCCUGUCACUAUGCCGGGGACUCUGAGUGGGUGAGCGACACUGAGACAUCUACGCUUUGGGAUGAUGACAAUGUGCGCACAGAUUGGAGGGGGUCACAUAAAACUCUCAAGGGAUCCCAGCCACCAGCCGGUAUGCAGAGUGCCACCUACAAGGACGAGUUGUGAAGUGCAACCCAAAUCCCGAUCAUUUUAUAAGAGUGGAGAGAUCAGACUGAGUGAGCAGCACAUUAUAAGGGCUAAUGUCACCCAAUAUGGAGAUGUCAAGAAUGUGGAAGAGACGAGGGAGACCUGGGACCAAAACUGGGAACCUUUACAACUAGUGGUGCAAGGGGAAGCUUGAUCAUUCUUUUACAUUUGACCACAAUGAAAAAGAGAGAUUUUGGCUAUGUUCGUAAUGGAAUAAUGACUUACUAACUAUAUUCUGCAAAUUAUAUACCAAGAACUAGUUGUAUGAUAGUAUGCUAUUCUGAACAUAGCCUACAGAUGUUUUUUCUCUUAUUUAAUAACAAUGUAUUAAGAUUCAUGUAAACGUGGCAAAGCAUAAUCUUUUAUUGUUGGAUAUUCCCAGAAGUGUAAUAAUUGUCAUUAUGACUAUCAUGGAAUAUAAGUAGUAUGUGCACACUGCUAUAGAUGUUCUCAUGCAAUUUAAUUGAAAAAAAGACUGCCUGACAAAGACCCAAGUGGUCAAAAUGUAGAUUUUUCUGUUAAAUUACAUGGGAGAAUCUAUAGCAGUGUGCCGUUCUCUCCUUGUUUUAUAUAUCAUGCUCAGACAAUUGAACAAACAUAGGUCAGAUGUGUAUAUUUGAAUUGUUUGUGCAUGCAUGUGCAUGUGAGAAUGUGUGGUUUGUUGUUUUGUCAUUUAUGGUGCAUCUUUGCUGUUGAAAUUCUCUGUUCUUAUAUGAUUGUCUUAUUUAUUUCACUUCCCUGUCAUAUUCCUUUUCUGUGUUCCUCCAUAAUGAACAGCAAGACCAAUUUGUAUGACAUGAAAAGAAUGUGUAAGUUUUAAUCACGUAAGUACACAAGUUUUAUCAGUUAAAGGUUGAUAAAAAAUGACAAAUGAUAUCCCAGUCACAAUGGGAAUUUUUUUUUAAUUUGUUCUAGCGUACUGUAUCUGGUUCAAAGAUUUCAUUAUGAAAAAUAAAU